Molecule: messenger RNA, 1976 nt
Organism: Bursaphelenchus okinawaensis
Lineage: Eukaryota; Metazoa; Nematoda; Chromadorea; Rhabditida; Aphelenchoididae
Source: the annotation of a GenBank genome assembly
AUGGUGUUAUUGUGUCUCCAAAAUUCUGUAAUUGAUGAAUUUGUUACAUGUUCUGAGAUCAGAUCAGGACUUGUUCAGAAUUUGGUUUGUGUUGUACAGAAAGUGGAUAAAGUUUACAUUGACAAGAGUAAAACCUUGAUCAAAAGUAAGUUUUGUUAUUAAUGGUUUGCCUUUAGCUUUACAAAUCAAGCACAUAAUAAUUUAACAUGGUUUUGUUAAACAUGCAUUAAAAAAUAAAUUCAAAAUAGAGUAAUAUGAUACUUCAUUGAUAUAUUCUCUCGUUUUAGUUGUAAUUCAUGUUAUUGACGACACAAAUCCCUUCCAACCUAUAAAAUGUAGUAUUUGGACACCAUGGAGAUCAAUUUCUGGAGAAUUGGAUUGUGGAACUGUUGUUCAUCUUCGUCAUUUCGAAGUAGAACGAAUGAAUGAUCACCUUGAGUUAAAAGGAUAUUGUGGUUUACAGAAUGUUUCGGUCUAUGGGUUUAACAACUACGGCAAAGAUAUCGAUUACACUUUCUGGGCAUGUAAACCGGACAAUGAUAAAGAUGUAUAUACUGUUCAUUUUAUGGAUAAAGUAAGAUCUUUCUUUGAUUUUUAUAGUUUAGGGAUUGAAAUUGAGUAUAAUAUGCUUGUGGUCAUGUUUUUAAAAGAAGUGCAUACAACUGGAAACAUUUUACGUUAAGGCGUUGAUGGAUUGCUGAAUUCAAAAGUUUGUUUGUUAUUAGGCUAUCUUUUCGUUUUACGAUGUUGCUUCAGUCUUUAUAUUGAUUUAUAUGUUUCAUAUUUUCAGUUGAGCAAAAUGCGUAAAUUGGUGUCAGCAGUUUUUGGAGAGAUGAUGAGGAUUCACCCUGACAUAGAAACACCAAGAAAAGUCACAUCCGAAGAGUUUGAUUCAAUAUUUCAAGAUGAAGGUUUAGAAUUUGGCAAUUCCCCUUUUGGAGAAGACACAUCUUUCACAGAACCCAGCCCAAGCACCUCUCAGAAUCAUGAUGAGCCAGGAAUGAAAAUAUUUUUAGACUGGGAGCAGGAAAAGUCAGAUCCAUCAAAGUUGAACCUUCAAAGUUUGUGUGUCAGUUUACGUAAAAUUCGAAGUAAACUGGGAGGUCGGGUGCCUGCAGCAGUAGAUCGUGAUCCAUUUGAACUGUUGAAACCAACAAUUAAAAAAGGGAUCGAAGUAAAAAAAUUGGACAUAUGUGAGCCGGGUGGAGAAUGUUGUAUAAACGCUCAGGUAAGAAUAUAUUAAAAAUUGCGAUAACUUUUCUGAAUUUUUAAUUACUGUACUUGUUUUGAAAAAUAACGUGUUUCAGAAUUGUUAAGGUAUAAAAUUGGAGAUCCGUAUAUAAUAUAUAUAUAUAGUAUCGAAAAAUGGAAUGUUUGCUAAAAGUGUUUUAGAUUAUUGGAUAUGAGUUUCUUGUAAAUGGAGAUGCUGUUCUACGAGUUUGGGAUGGAUCAAGGCCUAUUUUGUAAGCACUAUUACUAAAAUACAAAGUCGAUUCUUCUUAUUUUUUUUAUUUUUUAAUUUUUGAAAAAAUUUUUAUUUUCUUUGAAUUUUAGGCCUCGAUCUGACAUCAGUUACCCAUUCUCUAUGAACAUUGACACUUUUGACAAAAAACUGAACACAAAAGCUCCCAAUUAUUAUAUUGACAUUUAUGUGGACAAAAGCCAUAAGGAUGUAUUAGAAAUGUUCAAACCAGGAGAAUACGCAGUGUUUCGGCAUCUGAAAACGGUACCAUACGAUCAUUUGGCACAUUGUCGGCUUGAUUGUGAUGGUGUGAUUAUGUGGAUUCAGUCUCACAAUCGGCUGUUUGAUGUUUUGAAGAUGUAAGUUUUUAAAUUAUUUUAAAAAUUGAUGAAAAUUUUAGUUUUUAAAGAAAAUGAUAGUACACACUGCGGUAGAUUAGUAGCACAAGUUAAUUAGCAAUCGGAGCUUUAAAAUCCUUUUUAGGCAGUUGCACAACGCUUUUCCAUAUGACUAA